AUGUUAAAUCGUCUAAUUAUAUUAGUAUUAUUCUUUUCUUCCGUAUGCUUGGUUACUUAUGGUGGUGAUGAAUUUGAAGAUUAUCGUUGUCGAUGUAUUUGUCCAUCAUUUACAGUUUUACAAGAUCCAUCAAUGAAUGAAACACAUCGUCGUGUUUAUAUAGAUGUUGUUGCACCGGAUAAUUGUACAUGCGAACGUGUUGUUUUUCAUACAAUAACAGCAUCAUCUAGUUUUCAACAACGUUUUUGCCCACGUUGUGUGUGUAAUUAUGAAGUACGUAAUACAACAACAAUGAAGGUUGUAGUAAUUAUAAUAAUGGUUGCUAUAUCAUUAUUAUUUAUUUAUAUGUCAUUUUUAUUAUGUCUUGAUCCGUUGAUGAAUCAAAAUAAAAAACCAACAACAGCAACUACGACAACAUCAAAUACCACACGACCACAAAGACAUUAUGAAAGACAAGUUAAUGAUGAACUUCAUCUAGAUAAUCCAACACAAGAAUGUAUAUUUAGUGAACCUGCUCCUGCAAGUGGUUUAACACGUAAUACAGAUCGUUCAUCUACGGUCUUAAAUUUAGUUACACAUGAACAAUCGAAAUGGAGAAAAAAUGUUCAACAACAACGACAAUCAGUUUAUAAUAAACAUGAAUUACUUAAUUAG
This is a messenger RNA of Adineta steineri, 654 nucleotides long. NCBI's taxonomy places the organism in Eukaryota, Metazoa, Rotifera, Eurotatoria, Adinetida, Adinetidae. The record is from the annotation of a GenBank genome assembly.